Molecule: messenger RNA, 972 nt
Organism: Colletotrichum graminicola M1.001
Lineage: Eukaryota; Fungi; Ascomycota; Sordariomycetes; Glomerellales; Glomerellaceae
Product: ribonuclease T2 family protein
Exons: 4
Coding region: 1-972 (323 amino acids)
Biological process (GO): RNA catabolic process
Cellular component (GO): extracellular region
Molecular function (GO): RNA binding; ribonuclease T2 activity
Source: RefSeq, a predicted model, not a curated record
AUGUGUCGGACGUUUGUUCUCCUUGCGGCCGCCGGCCUCUUGCGCACCGCUGCUGCUGGUCUUUACCCGGGAUUGAGCACCGCCAACCACACUUGCACUCUCGUCGAGCCUGUUCUGUCCUGCUCCUCUGGAGCGAACCCUGACAAGGUGGACACCUGCUGCGUGGAGACAUACGGCGGUCUUCUUCUCGCAACCCAGUUCUGGAACACGCACACCGGUCUCGAGUCCGAGGGCCAGAAGCUUCCCCAGAAUGCAUGGGGCAUUCACGGCUUGUGGCCCGACUUCUGCAACGGCUCCUACACUCAGUACUGCGACCUGAGCCGCCAGUUUGACCCAACGCCCUCCCCCAACACCACAACUGGGACGCCGGACGGCACCCCGGUACCGGCGUGGAACGGCUCGUCUUUCGACGCAUUUGUUAAGCCGUUCCAGAGGUUCGACCUGUUGGAGUACAUGAACAAGUUCUGGAUCGCCCAGUACACCCCCAACUGGGUACUCUGGGCCCACGAAUUCUCCAAGCACGCCACCUGCUACAGCACCUUCGAUAUCGAGUGCUAUGGCCCCAAGUACCAGGAGCACGAGGAGAUUGUGGACUUCCUCGAGACCGCCGUCCACUACUACCAGGGAACUCCCACCUGGAAGUGGCUUUCUAACAAAGCCAUCAAGCCUUCCAACACAACCGCCUACUCUCUCGCCGACCUUCAGGGUGCUCUCAAGGAGGGCCACGGCGCGGUCCCGUACAUUGGGUGUUCCGGCCCCCAGUAUAACACCACCCUGGCCGGCAAGGGCUCUCUCGAUAAUGGAUACACCCAGCUUAGCGAAGCCUGGUACUAUUUCUAUGUCUACGGAAAGCCCCAGCGCGGUGAAAGCGUCCCUGUGUCCGCCGACAUCAACGGGGGCCGCGUGUCCAACUGCGCGACAACGGAAGACGCUAUUUGGUACUACGAGCGCGCCGAGGGAUCGGUGCAGUAG